Tympanuchus pallidicinctus (lesser prairie-chicken) is the source of this 4634-nucleotide messenger RNA. It is a transcript of the gene SYNC, whose product is annotated as syncoilin, intermediate filament protein. The coding region runs from base 352 to 1977 and encodes 541 amino acids. Gene Ontology annotation, cellular component: intermediate filament. The transcript is spliced from 5 exons. Lineage: Eukaryota; Metazoa; Chordata; Aves; Galliformes; Phasianidae. The record is from RefSeq and is a predicted model, not a curated record.
CUCCUCCUCCUCUUCCUCCUCCUCCUCCCGGGGAGGAGGGCGGCAGUACCCGCAGCUGGCGCUGCAGCGGGUGAAGCGGCUGCCGGGGGAGUCUGAUUUCCAACGCCGUGUAUUAAUAACCCCCACCCGCCCCAUGCUAAGCCCAUGUGCAGCGCAGUGCAGGGGGCACCGGGCUCCGGGAGAGCAAGCUCCGGCGGUUGAGUCCGAGGCUGCGAUGUGUCAGCGCUGCAGAAAACUGCCUUAUUAGGAGAGAAAGGACCGGUGAAAAUCAGCGCUUUCCGUAAAGCCGCUGGGGCGAGCCGGGGGCCGCUGUGUGCCAGCCUGCACUCAUUCCUUCGGGGAUGACGAGACAUGAGCUCAGCCCGCGGGGCCGGGAGGGACCUGAUGGCAGAGCCGGAACCGCCUCCAGAACCGCUGCCAGAUGAAGCAGGAGAAGCCCCAGCCCCACACCGCAGGGCUCCGUGCACCCCAACAGACCCAGCGCCGGGCCUGGGGGCUGCUCCUGCUCUGGGGGCCUACGGGGAGCUGCAGGAAGGUGCUGGAGACACGGCCUUGAACCUCACCAUGCUGGGGGCACUGCUGGGCGAGGAGAUGGCUGGGACAGGGGCACCGCUGGGGGUGGAUGGAGCAGAAAUCCCACUGGAUGCAGAAACAGAUGAACAGAUCCUUCUGGACGUGGAUGCUGGUGGGACAGGGAUCCCACUGGAUAUGGAUGGGGCAGGAAUCCCAUUGGAUGCAGAAGAUGAAGCAGGGAUCCCUCAGAAUGUGGAUGCCGGCGGAACAGGGGCGCUUCUGGAUGCCGACGGAGCAGGACUCCCCCUGGAUGUGGAAGCAGAAGGACUGGGGAUCCUGCUGGAUAUGGAUGCCGCCGUGGCAGGACUCCUGCUGGACAUGGAUGGGGCAGGAAUCCCACUGCACGUGGAUGGGGCUGAGAUCCCGUCGGCCAUGGACACCGACGGGGCAGGAAUCCCGCCAGGCACAGCGGAGAUCGGGGUCCCGCAGGACACAGACGCGGAGGGGGCGGGCACCCCACAGGCUGCAGAGGGCACAGAGCGGCCGUGCCUCAGCCUGGAGGAGCUGGGCGAGUAUUUCCAGGAGUGCAUCGAGGCGGUGGAGCAGCUGGAGAAGGAGCGCGACGCUCUGAUCGAGGAGCUGACGCAGCUGCGCGAGCCGGCGCUGCAGGACAUCCGCCAUGCCCACCAGGAGAUCCAGGCCGCCUGCCGGCUGCUGGCCAAGGUGGAGCUGGAGCGGGACAACCUGAGGGACGAGAUCCGUCAGAUCAAGCAGAAGCUCUUCAAGGUGACCAAGGAGUGCGUGGCCUGCCAGUACCAGCUGGAGAGCCGCCGCCACGACCUCUCGCAGCACGCGGCGUAUCGGGACGAGCUGGAGAACCAGGCCGGGCGGCUGUCGGGAGAGCUGAGCCGCCUGCGGGAGAGCUGCGAGAAGGAGAAGGAGGCCCUGCGGCAGCGCCUGGAGGCCCCGCCGUGCCGCCAGGACCCGCAGUACCUGCAGGAGAGCCGGCGGCUGUCGGCCGAGUUCGAGAGCUUGGUGACGCGGAGCCGCCGCGGCCUGGAGGAGCACUAUGAACCGCAGCUGCUGCGGCUGCUGGAGAGGCGCGAGGCGGGGACGCGGGCGCUGCAGGAGCUGCAGGGAGAGGUGCAGGGCAUGAAGGAAGCCCUGCGGCCCCUGCAGGGGGAGGUGAGCCGGCUGCGGCUGCAGAACCGGAGUCUGGAGGAGCAGAUCGUGCUCGUCAAGCAGAAGCGCGAUGAGGAGGUCGGGCAGUACAGGGAGCAGGUGGAGGAGCUGGAGGACAGGCUGAAGGAGCUGAAGAACAGCGUCCAGCUCCAGCAGCGCAAGAACCAGGAGCUGGAGGAGCUGCGGAGCAGCCUGCACCACGAGCUGUCCAUCUACAAGGGCUGCUUAGAAAUCUACGGCCACCUUUGUAAAUCUGAAGAAAAACCAGACCAGGAAUGUUAGAGGUGAGAUCUCCUCCUCGCCAGGGGCGGUGCUGGAACCUGCAGGUCGGCUCCUCGCUGCUCCUCUCGCUGCCCAAAGUCAGCAGCACCACUCUGCUCUGGAUCUUCUACUGAACUGCUUUUCCACACGAGAGCAGAGAAAGCGGUACUUGCACUGAACGACGGACACGGCUGAAGAAUCACACGUGUAUGUUUUGCUGUGUUUGGAAAAUGUACCUCGUCCUGUUCCAUAGAUAGAGCAUAUAGACCUGCACAGAAAGGAGCUGAACGCUGAGCUUUACGUACAGGUUUCCUUGUGUGCCCAGUGGUGGCUGCUGUACCGCGAUCCGCUCUGCCGACGGCCACAGAAACUGAAGUCUGUGGAUAAAAGGUUUCCACUUUAUAGUCUCACACUGAAAAUAAAGGUCAGUUUAAGGGUCUUCUUAUUUCUCAAAGCUGUGUGUCAAAGAAAAAUAAGCUUGUGUGUCAAACUGAGGGGCCUGAAAGGCACCCAAAUAUUCACGCUUUACAAUAUAGGGAGAAAAACCCCCAAAUCACCGCCCACGUUGUUCUGUGCAAGGGCUGAAGGCAGACCCGAAAUGGAGGCAGCGGCGCCCUGCGGGAGGAAGGCAGGCUCCACUGCAACCCUGACUGCUCUGAGCUACUCAGCACUCACUUCACAGAGCAAGCAGCAGAAACAAGAGGAGGCAGCCCUGAAGUACAUUGCAGCACCCACACGGCACCCAGGGGCUCCUCCUCCUCCUCCCUUUCUCUCUUUCUCCAGGGACACGGUUUACCCUCAUGAACAGUCAAUGCAGGAGGAAAACAUCCGCACAAAAUCACGGCCAUGCAGCACAUAUGUAGAAAAAAUUUAUUCCGCCUGAAGCACUUACACACAGGUAGUGAUGAGGAACACGAGGAGCUGGUGGGAGAUGGGCAGCAGGUAGCGGUCAAGGACUGACUCCCACAAAGGCAGUUUGCCCACGUCUCAUUUGCUUUAUUUGCACCAGCCACCACUGCUGUGCCACCUGUGGUGCAUCGCUGGUUGAAACAGAACCUUCACAACUUUGUGGCCCCGAAGUUUGAAAAGCCAUUUCACAGAAAGGAAAGAAAUUUAUGUGAAAACACAGCUCAAGAAACACACAACAGAACAAGACGCACGGAAGGUGAGUGCUGCUCUGCAGGAACAGCUCACGUAUCCAAAUCACUGCCACCCAGGGGAUGGAAGGAAAGGGGAAGGACAGAAAGAACUGAAAAACCCAGAAUUACCAGCAACGACAAAAGAAAGCAUGGGAAGAAAUACAAUUUCAGAACCUGCAAGUCUCUCUACGUAUCUGAGAGGCAGACAAAGCCACGCAGGUACAGAUUAACUACAAGAAUCCCAACGCUUCUGAGCUGUACUGAAGGGAGCAGACGCUCCCCGCUCAUUCUGAACUACCAGUGGAUUAACACUUGCACCACCUCUGCUGGCUCCAGUUCCCUCUGGCAGCUCUGAUUUCAUUUCUGUUUAAAUUAGGCAAAAGCCCGCAGCUGCAGCAAGCUAAAGACAGAAAACAGCAACAGAAGGUUUGCUGUGCACAGGAAGGCAGCUACAACGGCUCCGUGCACAAGAGGCUGCUGUGGGAAACCUGAGGAGCUGCAGCACAGCACCAGCUGGGUUGGACUAAAAGCCCUUCCUUAGGGGAGUUCUGCCCGGGGUAAAAAGCACCGCUGAUGGUUUCUACAGAAAGACGGCUGAACACAAAGUCUACGUGUGUCUCAAAACCAGUGUUAAGUCAAUGUCAGGGCUGAGAGGGAAGAGAAGGAAAAGGACUAGAAACAGGAAGGACCACCAUCUAAGAUCCUUGACCUUCUGGAUCCACGCUUCCUUCUGGGUCUUCAUCAUUAUAUAUGUUCUCUGCCUGCAAGUCAAAGCAAAGGAGCUGUAGAAGCAUUUCCCAUCGCAUUUAACAGGUGCCACAGCACUUCUACAAGUCCUGGCAGAUUUCCACCUGCAGAUGUGUGGCACCAAUCCCCCGAGGCUUUUCAUUACAGAGCUGCGACACAGACUGCCUUGCUUUCAACAGUGCUGCACAUUUCAGAAGGCCUCUGUUACUGCAGCUUAUGGGCAUCUGACUUCCUAAAGCAGAGACCAGAGCCUGUGACAGUGAAGAGCACCGUGCACACGUUUCACAGCCCCUUCAUUUGCAGCACCGCUUCCUUAAGAACCACACAGACACGUUGCCAAGACAAAGCCUCUGUGACCAGUCUAUAAAUAAACCAGAAUUAGAAGCACGGCCUUUUCAAAGCUUAUUUGAGCCGUAAGAGAUGAUUCUGCAGAACUUUCAGCAGCUGGGAAUUAAAGCAGCACUUCUCCCCUAUUCAGCACCACGCUGCCCCUCUGCAGCCACGGGGGACGUCUGUAUCACACAGAGAACUCUCCCAGUAUGACAGUGACCAACAGAAACCUCAACUUCAUGCUUGCAUUUGUUGUGGCUGCUGGUGGUGGUGGUUGGCUGGAGUUUUGCUGUUUGUUUUUGAGCUGAUUUUUGUUUGGUUGGGUGGCUUUUUGUCAAUUUUUUGAACUUAGUUUUCAUUCAAACACAGAUGGGAAAAUGUCACUUCUCCAUACACCAGUACUUAACUUCCCUUUUUACUACUAAAUUACAGUAUAUAAAUAUAUGUGAGAAAUACAAAACA